Messenger RNA from Puccinia triticina, 534 nucleotides. RefSeq lists its product as uncharacterized. The transcript is spliced from 3 exons. Lineage: Eukaryota; Fungi; Basidiomycota; Pucciniomycetes; Pucciniales; Pucciniaceae. The record is from RefSeq and is a predicted model, not a curated record. Bases 1 to 534 code for a protein of 177 amino acids.
AUGCCAGGUGUCACAUACAUUUCCCUGCAUACACACUUGACCAUUGCCUCCUCGGCCAUCUCAAGCACCACUGAGGUCAUCUGUGCCGUCCUUGACACCCAGCCUAGUCUUGCCCACCAGCUCAUCCGUGCCGUCCUCAACACCCAGCCCAGUCUUGCCAUCUACCCAUCCCGAGCUCCUCGCCCUGACCAAGCCAUCCAUUCAGCUCAAGAUGCUUGCCCGGAAGAACAAACGCUCUCCGCGGGCCAUUGUCAGCACCAGCUCAUCCGUGCCGUCCUCGACACCCAGCCCAGUCUCGCCAACGCCAUCCUUGCCCUGGUACCCAUCCUGAGCUCCUCGCCCCGACCAAGCCAUCAGCACCAGCGCCCCAGCUGCUCGAGCUCCUCAUUGUCUGCGCCGGCCCGCUCCGGCUGCUGGCCAAGCCCUAGCACCGUCAAGCUCUUCCUCUCCAAUCUCCAGCUCAUCGCCAACCACUACCACCCAUCCCGGCCACCUCCGCCCAGAAUCGCCGACACCGUCCAGAAAAAAAUGUGA